GUCGUGAUCAUUGUGACAAAAAUUUACCAUCUAUUGACCCAUCCUUUAGAUAACUUUUUUCGAAAAGAUACGCACGCAGCACGCAUAUUAUCUUUUAUCUGGUAUUAGCCGGAUAAAGCAUCAACAAGCGAACAAUACACAUGACGCCAUCAAUUUUAGUCUGCUAUAGGGUGGCGUUAUAAUGCAUCAUAACCUGCAAUCCAAUUAGAUUUUAUAUUGUUUAUAAAAAAAUUAUUUCGAUAGUUAUAAUACAAUCAUGUUAUACUAUUGUCUAUUAUUUUGCUUGUUACUAAAUGCAAUUUAUUGCGGCCCUGAAGAACAAGAGGGAGUCAAAUAUGCAGAUAAAUGCGAAGUUUGUAAAGUCGUGGCUACGGAGUUGGAGGCAAAAUUAGAUGAAACUGGAAAAACCAGUGAUGUUUUGGAGAUUGGAUACUCAAUAGAUGAUGUGGCUCCAAGAAAAAGAAAAGAAUAUAAAAAAUCAGAACUUAGGUUAAUUGAGUCAUUAGAAAAUGUUUGUGCCAGAAUUUUAGAAUAUAACAUUCAUAAGGAGAGAUCAGAUAGUACUAGAUUUUCCAAAGGCAUGAGUCAAACUUUCAAAACUUUACAUGGACUUGUAGAUAAAGGAGUAAAAGUUGAUUUAGGAAUCCCUUAUGAAUUAUGGGAUAAGCCAUCUGUAGAAAUAACAAUAUUGAAAACUCAGUGUGAAGAUUUGAUAGAGAAUUAUGAGUCUGAUAUUGAAGACUGGUACUACAAACAUCAAGGAGACAUUCCUUUGACCAAGUAUUUGUGUUCAGAACGUGCUUCAAAGGGAGAUGAUGCAUGUUUAAAGGAAAAGGGAGACACUGGAGCAACGGUAACACAAAAGAAAACUGAAAAGUCUCAACAGAAAAAUGAAUUGUAAUUGAUGUAAAAAGUUUAUCUUUUUGUUAAAGUAAACAUUGAGAUUCCAUAAAGCUGCCUGAAGUUCCACUAAUACUGAAAACAUGAACAAUUAAGUGAUAUUUUCAAAGAAAAAGAAUACUUAUGUAUAUACAUGUUAUUAAUGUUAGUUCCAUAUCUUAGGAGUAAAUUUUGUUUCAUUGUCAUCAAUGGAAAGCAAUGAAAGAACUGCAUUUUAUAUUGUAUUUUAUUUUGUUUUAUAACAACGUUUUUUAAUAAAUAUUGAAUUCCAUAAAAUA
Nasonia vitripennis (jewel wasp) is the source of this 1178-nucleotide messenger RNA. It is a transcript of the gene CNPYb, whose product is annotated as protein canopy homolog 3. NCBI's taxonomy places the organism in Eukaryota, Metazoa, Arthropoda, Insecta, Hymenoptera, Pteromalidae. Bases 257 to 901 code for a protein of 214 amino acids. The transcript has 5 exons. The record is from RefSeq and is a predicted model, not a curated record. Gene Ontology annotation, cellular component: endomembrane system. Gene Ontology annotation, molecular function: signaling receptor binding.